Molecule: messenger RNA, 24507 nt
Organism: Cinara cedri
Lineage: Eukaryota; Metazoa; Arthropoda; Insecta; Hemiptera; Aphididae
Source: the annotation of a GenBank genome assembly
CGUGUCUUCAACAGGUGGGAUAUUCGGGCUUUAAGAGCUUUCCCGCAGACACACAGAAGCCAGUCGUCAGAAUCAAACUGACCGGAGCUUUGUUGUGCACGUACACACAAUCUAAAGUUGUUGUUGAAAAAUACGUAAGUACAUUUUUAUUAGUAUUAUAUAUCCCCGUCGACUUCUUUUACUGAAAUUAUUUGUGGCACUUUAAAAAACCGCAGAAAAAGAACUUCUGUUUUUUUUUCCUCGGAAAAUAUUAUUUUAAAGAAACUUAACGAGCGUUUCGUUCGAAUUAAAACUACAAGGCGCAUUGUAAUAUUUUAAAGUGUACAUUAUUAUUUUUAUUAUUUUUUCUUACAAAAAUUGUCCUCCAAAUUAGUAAUAAUUUAAAUGCGGAAAAAAAAUUAUAAUGUAAUUUCUAAGAGCGUAUAGGGGAUUUUUUUUUUUUACCUAAAUAAUUCAAAAUGUUUUUUGUUUUUACUCGUAGAGUUACGAUUUAUUAAAUUGAAUAAUAUGUAUUAUUCAAUAAAAAAUAUAUAGGUAUAAUAUUUUUCUAAAUGGUUUGUUUGAAAUAUUCAUUGUCAUUGCGUUUUAAAAAAAAAUUCUUAAAUUAAAUUUUACGGAAUAUAUAACAUUAUAAUCAAGUUCAAUUUAAAAAAAAAUAAUAAUAUUAAUUUAAAUCAAAAUGCGUAUGUUUUGUAUUUUCACAAUGGAGAUUGUAUGUAUGCGCGGGUACGCCUAUACGAGAUUUGUUUUACUUAUAUAUUCCUAUGUUAAUUCUUCUGAUAAAAUAUUGUUACAGUAAUUCAUAAUGUAUUAUUUAUUAAUUAUGGUUGAUAACUAAAAAAAAAAAUUACCUCUAAAAAUGUAUUUAAAAAAAAACACUGCUAAACAUGAAUAUUUUUAUCUUUUUGAAAUCGAUGCAAAUAAUAUAACUUAAAAUCAUGUCACUUUGAUUUUAAUAAUAAUAAGUAUAAUUGCAACGAUUUUAUACAAAUUAUCCAUUUUGUUCACAGUCCCUUUAUUAUAUUUUAACUACUAUUAAAUUGCAAAAAAUACCCGUAAUACUCUUGCAAAUUUUGGUUUAUCGAUAAAUUAUUGGGAACGCUAGUAGUUGAAGCGUUUUUACUGAAUUUAAUCAUUACAGUAAAAAAUGCUUAAAAACAAUAAACAUUAUUUCAAUUGUUUAGAUUAAUAAUUGCUUUAUUUUUGACACGAAUUUUAAAAAAAAUAUUACCGAUAAAUCAAAUGCUGACUUGUCAAUUUUAAAUUUAAAAAAAAAAAAAAUAAUUGACCCCGAACAUUCAACACAUUUCGUAUAAACUUACAUAUAAAACUAACGAAAAUAUUUUCGUUUUUUUCGUUGAACCCUACAUAUUUUACAGGAAAUUAUUAUUUACUUACUGAAAUAUAGUUUCAUAGCUUCUCUAUACUUACAAAUAAUGCAAACAAUUUGCAAAAUCAGAGGAGUUUUUAGUACUUCUUUGCGUAUCUAUUUUUUUUUCCUACGAAAGUAUAAUCAAACUUUUAAUUAACCUUUAAUUCGACGUUUUAUAUCACGAUAAUUGGUACUUAUAGAAAAUGUAAUAAUUAUUUUUUUGACAAAAUAAAGCGCCAACGAACACUCAGAAAGCACUGCACAAAUAUAAUAUUUCGUAUUCCUCGGAUAAUAUAACGAUAUUUAAAUGCGUUAUAAAAAUAAAAAUAAAAACAAUGCAAUAUUUUCGGUUUUAAACGAGAUGGAUAAUCUGCUUCUCGCCUACUUUUUGAUUCUCAUACUAUACGACGGGCUUAACAAUAUGCAUAAAAACUGUUUAAAAAUCGUACACUUACGCUUAUACACAAAAAGAUAUAACAGUAUAGGUAUAUUAUUAUAUUUUAAUUGAGUAAAAUCAAGUUUUAUUAAGAACGAUUGUACAAUCAUCAUUAACGAACGCUUACCUCGGGUCGUACGCCACAUUGCAGGUAGAGCAGGUCGUAAUUUUUUACUUAAAAAAAAAAAAAAUAAUAAAUAAUUAAUUAAUAAUAUUGCGACUAGGAUUCAAUGUCCGAGUACUGUGCGAUGUCGGUGCGUAUAGACAAUAUUGCGAUUCACGGAGUCGUGACUCACCGUGAUCAAUUUCAUUGUUUGACGGUCGUAAUAAUUUCACUGUCGUAAUUUUUCGAUUAGGGUAGGUUAUAAAAUUCUCUAAAUUAUUAUUGUUAUUUAUCGAUUUCAAUAAAAUCUGCCGGAAAUGCCGUUGAGUAUUACCCGUAUAUCUAUGUGUGCAUUAUAUUGUGUAAAGCAGAGAACCGAAAGUAUUCGUUAUAAUAAUUUUUUAGUAUCGAUUAAAACCCCCAUGUUGACGUUUUUUUUUUUUAUACCUACACUGAUUAUAAUAUUUAUAUUAAUCGAUUUAUCGCGGUCGGAAUAAUAAUGUUGAAAUUUAAUUUCUCUAAGAAAACGAAAAAUGAUCAGAACAUAAAUAGUUGUAUAAAAAUGUAACCGGAAAUGGAUUAUACUAUUAUAAUAUUAAACCAUAUACAAUAUUUUAUUAUACAGGUAUUUUCACAGAUUUAAUUCAAUAUUCUUCUAAUAAAAGUCACGUAUAGUUGAUCAAUAAUAAUUAAUAUUCAAUCCAGUAUUUUAUUCGUUAACGAUCCAUACUUGUACGAGUUUGUUUACCAACAGAAUAUUGUUAUCUGAUGAACGUCUACAAGUUAUUAUCUUUAUCUUAAUUUAUUAUUAAAGUUGUUCAACAAUAUUUGUAUUAUACGUAUAAUCUUUUAGUAAUUUCGUUAAUUAUUUAAUCUUGUUUACAAUAUUUUACAAAUUGUUCUCAUACGUGUUAUUUCCCCCGGCUACAAUAUUUAUAGUCAAAAUGAAUUACUUUAUCAAACGAUUUUAGCAGUCGGUGAUGUAUAUAGAUAGAGAGAGAGGGAGAAAUUAGGAAGAUAUAUCUAUCCCCUUGACCUUUUUUUUUUUUUUUUUAUUAUUAUUCUAUUAAUAUUAUAUGAGACUUCCUAUUGCAUUAAAUUCAAUUUCGCGUAGAAAAAUAAUAAAAAUGUGUUGCUUAUACAACAAAAACCUUGUAUACGUAUACAAGUACAUUUUCUUGUUUAAAACGAUGCACUAAUCAAAUACACCUAAACAAACUAACACUCUACCUAAUACUAAUAUUAUACUCGUUUGAUUUCGAUUUCAAUUUUAGGGUAAAUUGAAUAAUAUAAAAUAAAUCACUUUCAAAAAUGUAAAAAAAAAUUAGUUUUUUUUUGUCUAUCUAGUCAAAUUUAAAAUAUUUUUCAAUCUUAAAUACGCUAUUACACCGUGUUGGGUGCACGCAAAUUUGUUGUAACAUAUUGUUUCGGUUAACUCGAAUACAAAAUGAUUUUUCUCGGAGACCAAAUAUAUUAUUUUUGUCUCGUACACGUACGUGAUGCGUUUUCUUAACAUUAUAGAUAUCACUUUGUGGUUAUUUAUCUCUAUUCGUAUUCUGAACAAUAAUGAACGCAGCUAAUAUCGUACAGCAAUAUUGAAUUUAUCGUAAUGAAUGCCGUUAAAUAUGUGUUUACGUAUCGUUUGGUGGAAAACCUUUUUUGGUGAAUGAAUACGCUAUAAAUCUAUACCACUUCAUUUACCGAUCGGAAAUUACAUGCAGAUUGAAGUUAUUCGCCCUAUCGAAAUAUUGUCGUUGUACGUUUUCAUUGUUUUCAAAAUGUCGACAUUAAUUUAUUUAAAUCAAUAAGUAGCCAAGUAACUGGUGGUUAAUUGUAAUAGAAUUUCCAUAACUUAUACGUUAUCUUUGUAUUUUAAAAGUGAAAUUAAAUUCUCAAUUUAAUAAUUUCUUACCCACUCGAUAACCGACACUACACCGAAAAUAUAUAUUUUUAACUAAAAUAACAUUUAUGAUUUUAGAUUUGGAGCAUAACGAGAAAUGUAUUAGUUUUAUAAUGAUGUUAAUUUUUUUUUUUCGUGAGCCUUUUUUUUACCCAAUAUUUUGCUUCGAUAUAUCAGGAGUGUAGCACUUUUUUUGAAAGGAAAUUUUAUCUUUUUGGCACUUUAAGAGAUUGUAUAAGAGAAAUUUAAAUUAAAUUCCCCUUCAUAGUCAACCUUUCCAAUUUCUCACCUAUAACAGUGACCCACUCAUCAUGCGAAGUAUGUCCGUCUUUUUUUAAUUUGACAUAUUACUUGAAAUUCUUCUCUAACGUAGGUAUUAUUUGGUUUUGUAUAUAGAAUGAAAAUGCAACAAUACCUUUAAAUCUAUGCAUUUUUAAUACUCUAUAUAAUUUUAAAUAGUGUUCAGGAAACAAUCAUAGUGACAAGACUUCCAAAAUGUUUUUCCCUCGUACAUAUAUUUUGUUUAUAAAAAUGUUUAUACUACUACAGUUUAAAAAUAAAAUGCAAUCCCCUCAAAUAUUAACCUACGUAUAGCUGCCCUGUCCUGCCUCAGUGAAAAUAAAGUAAACAGGGUCUGAUUACGUAUAAUUUAAUAGGUAUUAAAGAAUUUAUCUUUAACGCAGUUAAUUCUAGUUUUUAAAAUUGCAUUAAAAAUGUGUCAGUUGCAAUAAUUAAAGCAUUUUCUCGGACUUCGAAGAUUUAAAUCAAUAAAGAGGUCUAAUGAUUUUAUUUUAAAUAAGAAAGGGGGAAUCCGUCCCCCUCCACCCUUUACUUUAACCACUGCUAAUUUUAUAGAUAUAUUGAUUAAUAUAAAUUAAACUUUACAGGUUAACAAUAAUUUUGUGAACUUAUAAGUACAGAUUUAUAGGGUAUUGAAAAAUCCAAUAUUUAUCAUUUUAAUACCUUAAAUGAUUAUUAUUAUUACUUACAAUAAAUUGUACAAUGUAUAGAUGUGUAUUGAUGUUUUUCAAAAAGAAAAAUUUCCCAAACAACACUAGUCUAAAGGUAAAAUUAUCAAUGUUGAUUUUUCGUAUUUCAAUUAAUAUUUUUCAGUUUUAAUCUUUACUCGUAAUUUUUAUUUAUGCGCAUUUAAAACUUUUAAAACAUCUUAUUGACACUAUAGCUCUGCUCGGAAACAUUCGAACGUGACACAAUAUUCAUCAUUGUGUGCUUAUUUGCAUUUUUUUUUCUUGAAAAACCCUUUUUGGAAAAUAAAACAGUAUAGUAUACGCUCAAAAUGAUUUAUCCGUUAUAUUUGCAAAUAGACAAUAUCGAAGACUGUUUUAGAGACGGAAUUUUCCAAAAAUCCGAAAUCAAUCGUUGUUGCUACAACGAAUAGUUGUAUAGUAUAGUUUACUCAAAAUACGUUUAUUUGAACGAAAUAAUUUAUGGUGUUGAAAUAAAUUCAAAAUCACUUUUUAAUAAUUUCCAAAUUUUUAUUUUUUAUUAAAUUUAUCUGAAUAAUAUGAACUGAUCAUAAACAUUAUAAUUAUUGAUAUAUUCAUAUGUAAGGAAAUCCAUUUAGAAUAUUUAUUUGGUCGAUAUAUAAACUAAACCUUGUUGUACGGGUGUUAUCUUAAAUGUAAUACACAUAUUUAUUUUUUGUUACAACCAUAACAUUUAAAAUAUUUAAAACAUUAUAUUUAGUUUAUAUAAUAUUAGUAAGUACUUAUUAUAUGAGUACAUUAUAUUUGUUUUAUUUAUCAUUCAUUUUUUUAAAAUUAUUUUAACGGUAUAAAAUGAUGUGGUUAGGUUAUUAUACCAAUAACAGACUUAGGGGUGGAUCGGCCCUUCGGGACACCGGGAUUUUCCGGGUUGACUGGUACUUAUUUUGACGGAAAUUGUUGAAAAAUACUGCUAUUGUAUAAUGUACAUAAACACGAAUAUUAAAAGUCAAUAAAAAUUAAAAUAAUACUGUAUUUGGCAGGAAGGGAGGGAUAAGCAUAAGCGUACACAUAGGGGAGGUAGGAGAGCCGGCUAACUCUUCUGUUCGAUUUUCGCUUAAAAUAUUUAAAAAAAAAAAAUACUAAACCUUAAUGUACUCUUAAUUUUGUGCAUUGGCGAAAAUAGGGGAGAGAUUUUUAGAGGAUUUUGACAUCCCCAAAUACUCAACGAAGCUUUCUAAAAUAAAGUCCUCAUCAAGUAAAUACCAAGUAUACAUAAUAAAAAUCUUCUUGAGAAGACUUGCAUAAGUGUACACGCUUCUGAGGAUAAGUACCAAAAGGCAGAAAAAUGUUAAUACAUUUAAGUAAAUAUAUUUAUUUUACGAAAUUUGUAAAUAAAUAAUAAUAAAGAAAAUUACUAAGUUCAAUUUCUGGAACUUAAUAAAUGGCGAACUUUUUUUUAGCAUCCUAAACUUUUCUAUUGAAAUCGGAAUAGUGUAAUAUUAAAUAUUUAUUUUUUCUUAAUAAAAAAAAAGGUGGGGGGUUGGUUCACUUAAGGUUGAGGUAAUUUUUUUGUUGGUUCUUGGAUAUGGUCAUGUGGGCCACUAGAUUUUAUUUUUCUUGGGCUGGUCAGAUCAUGUCUAUCCGCCCCUGAUAACAGUAAUGAAAACGAACGCGUGUUCAUUUAUCAUAAUAAUUAAUAACUGACGACCGGUAAAUUUAAAUUUCCUUCAAACAAUAAUCCUUCUAUUUGAAAUCGUUUUUGAAUAUUUUGGUUAUCUAAAUUUAAUAUUCUUAAGAAUAUAUUUCGGACGAAUAAUUAUAUUUUAAACAAAGUAACUGUAUCCUUGUAGGCUAUAUAGGUAUAAACCUAACAUAACCCAUCUAGUUUGAAGAUUUCAGCGUUCUAAUAAAGUAUUGUAUUAUUACGAGUAUAACACUGACCUAGAUAUUAUUUCAGGGACGACCUUCCGGGAAAACUCAUUUUUAGUAAACAUAUUUUAAAUAUUGACCUUCUCGAAUGUCUAUUUUCAUUUUUUUUUUUUUUUUGUUGCAUUGUAUUAUUCGGUUUUAUGAUUAUAUCGUGUGCACAAUAAUUCUUCGGCUAGGUGAUUUCAAGUAAUACCGAAAAAAUAAGAUAACAUUUUGACAAAAAAUCUUAAACAUUACGAUAUUUCAAAAUAUGCCUUAACUAACUCCGAUCCAAAUCGGUUUUAGUUAGCGAUGGUUCAUCUUUGCGUACAUAUAUAUAUAUAUAUAAUAACUUUAUGUAUCUUGGUAUCCUACCUACCCAACUUCCCACCUACAACAGUGGUUGCACCCGUCCUCAGUAUAUGAGCUCUUUUUCUCUGAUUGUUUUGAUCUCGUGUUUGUAUUGCGCUAUUUGUAAUUAUUAAGAAAUACUACUUUUAGAUUCCGAGCGUAGCGUGUAAGCUAUUGGUUUUAUGAUGCUGUUUAUUUUUUAUUGUUUUUUUCUUCUAGUCUGUGGACACGUUUUUUCUUUGCUCCGAUUUUUACGUGUAGCAACUAUUCUGAAAGCUCAAGUUGUCUAGAUGUUACUUCAAUGGGUCAUUUUUGAUUUUCGACGUCAUUUUUUAAAUAAAAGCACUUAAGUGGAAAAAACUUAGGAAAACGUACAAUUUCAUGAUUUCAUUAUUUUAUAAAAACACGAAUGACAUUUUUUACCAGAAAAAAUGAUUUAAUCGAAAAAUUACACGAUGUAUUGUUUGUUGCCUUUUUGAUUUACUUUCUUAUGGUAUCGUUGCUAAAACUUUUGAGCCAUUUUUGAGCUUUGAAGGAAUUUUUGGAAGUUUUUUUCUGUAGUUCGGUUAUAAAUACACGUAGAGGUUUGAAACUUGGUAAAAAUACUUAUAUUAGACUAAGACUAACCUAGACGCGAUAAAAUUUCCGAAAUCAUUAGACGGCUUUUUUCCUUUUUUUAAUUUUUUUGCAAUGGUACUUUAUUAUUUUUUUUUUUAUAAUAUAGACCACUCUUAUUCUGGAAAACUUGCUCCGAUGUAUAAAUGUGGUACCUUUUCUGAAAGUCAAUUUUAUCUACUUAGUAAAUACAUAGGUCGGGAAUCAAAUACGACUUUUUUCACAAUUUCGUCGUUUUAAAUAAGUACAUACUACGUUUUUUAGCAUAAAUAUGGCUCCAAUUGAAAAACGACAAGAGACUUUUUUUGUUGAAUUAUUAAUUUUGUUUUUAAUGAUGUAGUUCAUUUUUUUUUUCAAACUAGUUUUCAUAAUAAUCGGGAAGAAACGCAGAAAGGUUAAUUUAAAAAAAAUUACGGCACUUCAAAUUAUGUAUUACUGAACUGCGCUCGGAAUCGUCUUUCGUUAGAAAUGGUUUAUCGUUGCUUAAAUGAAAUAACCUUACCUUAAAUAUCCUACUUUCUAAAUUUCUCACCUAUAACAGUGACCGCUCCCAUUUUAAUAUUAAAUUUAAUACACGGGAAUUACACCUACAUUAUUAUUAUCUAUUUAUUAUGUUAUAGUUAUUAAAUUUAGGAAACUGAUAUUAUACUAUAGGUGACAACAUAUUUUGUUCGAAAAUAAAUUUUCCAAAACUGAAUAGGUAGUUGAACACGUUAAUAAUGGGAUUGGUUUACAUAGGUAUGCAUCCAAUUUCAAUAAAUUCGAUUAAUUCGCGUUUUGACAUUAAAUUCAAUCUAUUGUCAAAUGAUUAUGCCGAACCGUGAAUCGUGAGUAUAUUUUAAUGCUACUUCAGUAUACAGUACAGUAUCACGUAGGAGGAUACAUGUACAUAUAGUUUAAUACAUAUUUGUAACGUCGGUUUAUUGAUUAUUAGGUAUAUAUUGUCUAUAGAAAUUGCAAUGAGAAAUGACACCCAAUACGGCGGUGAAAAUUAAAUUGUCUAAAGGUAUCGUUAUUAUUAAAUAUCAAACAGUUUAUUGGAAUAGCCGAUAGACGUGCGUUCAAUGUAAUUUAAAUAAAUAUAUUAUUAUUUAACAUAGUAAGUAUUUCCGCACCAACUUGUUAUAACUGAUGACCAUUUCCUACUAUAAAUUCCUAAUAUUUCCUAAUAAUUUAUUUAAAAUAUUUAACAAAAGUUUACUGUCAAUGUUCCGGUGAAACUUUUUGUAGAAAAUCAAGUGUAUUUUAAAAAAUUUUCUUGGGUCAUGUAAUUAUAUUUUUAUUUAAAACGUAGAACAUAUUGACAUAAACAUUGAAUUUAUGCAUAUACAGUGUAUCAAUAGGUUCUAACAGUAUGUAUUACAUCAUUAUAUAGCAGGAAUAAAAAUAAAUAAAAAAAACUAAACUAUUUAUACAUUAGUCAUUACUUAUAGUCUAUAGACUAAAAUGGCAUAUUAUGUUAUAAAAGCACUAAUAUAAAUCGAUGAUCUUUGUAUAUAAUUAUAAGGAGGAUGUAUUAUUUUGGACAAAAUAAGUGAAGGGAUGAAAAAUGUAGAUUAUAAUAAGUGGUGGGAUGUCGUCCCCCCGUAUGCUCUCACCUCAACCACUGGUCAUAUGAUAAAUAACGUGGAAAUCAAACCCACGCGUAUGGGUUGGACGGUACCAUGCGAAAACAAAUAUAAUUUUAAGGCGGUUGUGAUACCGUUGGCAACAAAAGCAAGACCCACUCUCCCCCCCCAAUUAUCAACCAUUAAAUAAUAAUAAUAAAUUUAAUACACGUUCAGGUUUCAACAAUUUGAAAUUUGAAGAAAACUGUGUAUAAAUUAUUAAAAGAUAUAGCAAAGUUUUGCAUUCUGAAAAUAUUGGGUACCAAUUUUAAAAUGGGGAUUUUUAAGUAUUCCCUCCUUUAGUUGUAUAGCUCUAACUGUGUAACUAAUGAGUUAAACAUUCGAUUUUCUGCAGAAAAAAAAAACAUUAAAGAUUUAGCAAAUUAAUUUUUUUAUACAAAUCCUCUUUAUGAUCCUCUCUUAACUGAUUUGAUUAUACAAAUAAAUACAAUGCAUAGUAGACGAUUUUAAAGUAGGUAGGUAAUUUGUGCGUUUACUGAUCUAAUUUAAUACAAUAAUAGAUACAGUAGGUAUAUUUCCCGAUUUCCCGACAGACUCAUUCUUCCCUACGGCCAUAGGUAUAUAUUUAAUUUCGAUAUUUUAAAAAAUAGUACGGUAACUGCAAUAAAACCGACAAAGUUGAUUUUAUUUUUGAAUUAUAAUCAUUUAUCACAUUAUUCGAUUAACCUACCUAAUUUGAUUAUUCAAAUGAAUUUGAAUUGAAAACGUACUCGAAAAUGCGUUCAUUUCACUAUGUCGAAUGGCAUUUGACAAAAGAAGGCAAUUAAUUAAUUCACAGAUUAAUACUAUAUGGUAAUUAUAUCAAUGCACUCACCUCUUAGAGUAAAAAUAUGAGUACAAUAAACGUAUAUAGGUACCUGAAAUUCAUAAAUCAUAAUAUUUAUUGUUAUACUGUUUGCUGUUGAAAUUAUUACAGUGAAAUUUAAAUUUUCCCACAAAAUUAUCGAGGAUAAUAUAGGUAUCAACAAACUACUUUUACACAUAUUAAUUAAUUAUAUAACAAAUUAAAAGAAAGAUUGUUUUUUGUCUCCUUGCAUUAUAUUCAAGUGCCUAUUAUUGGUGGUUUUAGACGGGUGGCGAGAUAGGGGGAUCGCCGCUCUCCCGUGGCCUUUGUUUAUAUGUAUAAACAUCCUAAUAAGUAAGCGGUGCACUUUUAUACGUCCCUUGGUGGAUACCAUAUUAUUAUCACUUCUUUAGCAAUGUAUUAUCAUGGCAUUGCCUUGAAAAUAUUUAUACUUGCUUCUCCCGUGAUGAUAAGAAAAAAAGGCACAAUAGUCGAGUGACUAGCUACUUUUUUUUUCUAUUAAUAAAUAUGUUUUACUAUUAAAUAAAUUAUGAAAGAUAAUCUAUGUUUUUUUUUAUCGAUAAAACUUUUACCUAUACGCUUUAUAGUUGGUGGUAAUUAAUCAAACUGAUUUUCAUCUCUCUAAAAAAAAGAAAAUUGAUAUGUGUAUACAUAAUAUGCAAAAUAUUUUUGCCCCCCACCUCUACUGAGGUUUUUCAAGAACCUUCCAUAGCACCACUACUAUUCAACAGCCGUUCGAAUUUGUAUGUAUGGUGGAUUAGAUGUCAUAAAAUAGCGGCUGGUGUGCACUGUCAUACUAUAAUGUAUAGGCGACGAUGAACGUCCAUAAGUUUGCAAAAUUGUAAUUCAGUUGUUGCAGUUUGUUUUCAAACAAAACUUGUGUUCCAAACAUUUACAUUGUUAAAUAAUAUUAUAAUAUAUUACAUUAUUGUAUAUACGUGGCUGCGUUUGUGCAUAUUUUCCACACGAUUUUAAUGUUGUUUAAAGAGCUCAAAACGGUAUAUUAUUAUUAUAUUGUGUUUGAUUGUAUACGAUUCUUAAAUCGGUUUAUCUGGUUUAUCAAAUUUAUAUAGUAAGCAUAUUAUUUGUGUGGUGUGCUUUUGUGUGUAGGUAUAGGUACUUUGUAUUACAUAAAUAUAAGGCGUGAAAUUCAAUUUACAAACUAUAAUUCAGGCCUGGGGUGUCAAAAUAUGUGUGAUUAUUUGUGACAUCGUUGUGAGGGCAUUUCGUGAGGAAAGAGAAAUCUAAAGCACUAAAUCAGUAAGAAUUACAAUGAAAAAGAAAUCGUAGGAGGAAAGAGGGAGAGAGAGGAAGACCGAACAAGAGGUGAUCGCAUGCCAUUGACAAUGAUAUGAGGACAGCCGAUGUAUGCGAAGUGGACGAUCAGACCAUGUAGACGUUUAGAAUGAGAGUGGUCAACCCCAAAUUUUCGGGAUGAGGGCGAAGGAGCUGAAGAAGAAGAGAAGAAUUGUUACAUCGUUGUCCUAAUAUGAUUAGAUUGUUCUGGUCUAAUAUUAAUAUAUUAUUGUUUUAUCUUUUCCUGACACUUAUGCCACUGGAUUAUCUUUAUAAUAUUAUAAUAUAUUUUCAAUUAUUUGUCGACUUUUAUUAGCACUGUGUGAUGUAAAAUUUGAGAUCCAACUUAGUACCUAUACCCAUUUUUACUAUAAUUGUGGAAUAAUUUAUUUGCCAAUUCGCUAUGGUUUCGUUUGGGAAUUUUCACGUUACACAAAAAGUUAGAAAUAUAAUAAAAAAAUAAAUAAGAUUUUGUAUCUUUGUUCGUAAAACUUUUGGUUCUAUAUAACUAUUCGUAAGUAUCUAUAUAUAUAUAUAUAUUAUUUUUGUUGCCCAAUGUUUUGUCUUAAAUCAAAAGGUAAAAUUAUUAGUUUUAUUUAAAUUUUAUAUAUUUUCGUUGCUCAAUUGAAAGUUGUUUGACAUUUAUCGUGGUAAUUUCAAAUUUACAACUUUGUGUCUCAAAAAUAUAAAUUUUGAUUUUGAUUAGCUUUAAAUAUGAUAACACUAAUUUCAAAACCAUACACUUGUAGUUUUGCCAUUCAAAUCAUUGAUGGCACUAUAAAAUACAAAUAUUUUCAAACGAUCAUUUUUUUUUUUACUGUUUUACAUAUUUUCAGGGAAAUUCGUUACAACGUUAAAACAUCUAAUUCGGAACAUUUUUAAUAAAUACCUAACAUAUUUGUUUCGAUAAGUUAUAUCGCAAUUUUGUAUAUAUGUGUCGUACCUACGUAAUUAUAUGUUUGACGUUUGUAACGUAUGUUUGUUUUCAAUUUUGUUACUAUAGCUCAGCUAUCUAUCUAAGUAGAAUUUAAUUUUAUUUUAUGACCGUAAAGUUUUUUUUUUCGUAAACGAAUGUCAAAUAUAAUAAUCCAUUAUAAGCACAUGAUAUUAUUAUACCUACGUACGGUGUACUUAAGUGUGUCGUAUCGAUAAAAUGACACAAAAACUCAUUCGGUUGGUUUAUGUCAACCAGGAGCAGAUGCACGGUGCGCCCUAUCAUAACGUGCCCUUUACAAUACAUUAUCAUAUUGUAACGCUUACAAUUUUAGAGAAAUAUGAAUAAAGAAGAAUAGGUAUAAUCUUAGGUAUAAAAUAACUCCAAAUCCAAAAAAUCGCCUUUUCAACUUUUAUAAUAUUUUUAUUUUUUGAAGGGGGGAGUGAAAUUUUGAUAUUCUAAAUAAUUUUGUCCCCUUCCUCUUGAACUUAAAUUAUAACCAUCGCUGACUUUUUUGUAUCUACUGUGAUGAUUUUCGGUGAUAUUGGCAAUUUUUUUAAUGGUAAAACAUUUAAUUCUUAAAAUAUGUUUUCGAAUAACGUAAAUGCGAAAAUAUUUUAGAAGUUCGAUAAGUACACGCUAUAAAAACAAUAAACGAUUAUGAACUAAUUGUACUAAUAAAUAUUUGAAGAUUGAGAGUAUUAAUUAAAAAUUUAUUCUGAAAACAUAAUAUGUAAUAAUUACUUUAAAAAAUGUAAUUGUUCUUGUAAAAAACCGUGUGAUCACAUAUAUCUAUGUAAUAUCUGAAAUCUUAAGUAUUUAUGGAUUCGAGGAGUACAAAUUCGUAGUGUAGUUUUUUAAUGUUUGAUUUGUGUUCAAUCAUUGUAUUUUGAGGAGUUUGGGUAUUACUUAUUUAUUAUAACCUCUUUGUAGAAGUACAAUCGGUUAUCAAUAUUACGUUGACAUCUUUUGGGAUCUGUUUAGUGUUUACUGUCGGAACCCGAGAAAGAAUUAAAUGUAAAACAAAAGUAAUACUAGGUGUAGAAAAAAAAGAAAAUGAAAAGAUACUCAAGAGUUUUAAAACGUCAAAAUUAAAUGCGUUCUAAACUGCUAACCAUAGGUACCUAAUUUGUAAACAAGGAUUAAAACAAAAUAUAUGUUCAGAGGUAGGAACGGUCAUAUUCACGUAGGAUCACAGUGAACUUUGUAUCCGGCCACCCUAAUUUUAAAAUCUACUUCAAUCGUAUCUUUUAAAUUAAGAUUUUUUUUUAAAGUUUCAUAACUUUGCUAUUCGGCAACAGUUAAUCCGAUGCGAUGUCUUAAUGCCGAUAACCGAGCCGAUGGACCGAGAUUAAAUCCUUCGUUUGUGAUCGAGCGGCGUUUUUGAAUUGCAGACAGGUUUAUUGGCAUCAUUUUAUUUCAACCUCCCAACUACAUUUGUUAAUCAAAUAAAAAAAAAAAAUGUCACGAGACAUUAAAAGAGUAUAGAUAUAAUAUAAAACAGUUAGAUAUGGAAAAAAACUUUUAAUAAUUGAUUCGGAAAGAAAAUGCUCCGGGCUUUGAAUAUUUCUUUAAAUCGCGCGCUUUGAACGUUUAUUGGUAAAAUUGUUUCAUCAUCGUUACCAAUAUAUUUGUUUCGUUUAAAAUCGUGUUUAGAAAAACCAAUGUACCGUACAAUUGUUUUAUUAUUAUUAUUAUUUUUAUUAUAAUGCAGGUUUUUGUUUAGCGAUAAUCGUAAAAGAAACGAAUCGUUUACAUCAAAGAAAAGUAUAAAAUAAAAUACAAAUGAGUUUGUGUACUCGAUUUAGUACAUUUUAACACUCCUUUUGACAAAAAACCAUAGCGAUAUUCCUUAUUUUGAAUAGAGUUUUUUUAUUUUACACACUCGUAGGUAUACCUAUAUUAUUAUUAACACGCUGCGUGUAAAAUAGUUGUGAAUUUCGUAUAGUUUACUAUUUAUCGAUGAUAAUCGGCUAUUUUGUAGUUGAUUCAAUAAUUAUAUUACUUCCUCGUUACUUGGCAACCGUUUUGACGUAACAAUAAACUUGACAUUAACGGUAUUUUUUCCAAGUCGACUCACCUGUAAUAAAAUAUAUCAUUUGAGAACUAUAAUUAUCAUUACAUAAAUCGAUUGGUUUGAAAACUAAAAAUACUAAAUAGUGUUAAACGUAAUAUUAUAGAAUAUCAUACUUACAUGUGAUUAUAACGAUAUGUCCUGUAAUACUGACCUACAAUACGUUAAAGUUAUACUCACAUUGGCUAACAAUAUUACUAAUUUACCAUCACAAGUUUGAAAUGUUUUACUAUUUCCCUGUAGGUUAGAUUAAAAAUAUUUAACGUAGUUUUUUUAAUGAAAGUUUUUUUUAAAAAAAGGAGUUUUUGAUCUCCCCCGAAAAUUUAAGCUUUUCAUAAUAAAAUUAGUCGGUACUUUGAUUUUUACCCAUUUUGUUAUUAUUAUUUUUUCUCUAGUAAAUUGUUAGUUGGUGAUCAAUUUUUUGUUUGGACCUCCUCCACCGGCCUAAAAAAAAAUCCUGACUAUGUACCGACAAAAAUUAUAAAAGUGUAUUAUAAUUAAUGUAGGUACAUUUGAAAAUGUAAUUUUUAACUUAAAAGGACACUGAAAGUUCGUGUAAAAUUUGUGUGAAUUUUGUGUAAUGCGUUUCCACCACAGCAGUUUGGACAUCAAAAUUGCGGCGCACACAACAUAAAAAAGUUGAUGCGAAUUUUUUUGUAUAGUUUAUAUAGUAUAAGUAAAUUGAACGCACCGAAAAGAUAAAAAUAAUAUGAUGUAGGUACAAUUAAACCACUUGUUGAAAACUUAUAUAUAUACGUCACAUGUGACUGUGUUAUUUUAUGUUAUGGUCACAAUUUCGCGCAAAAUUUUAAUGUUCGAUUUUUUAUAUAAAUAUAAUGUUUAGUAUUACUUUUAUUGUACCAGCAAUGUAUGGCACUAUAGAUUUUGACGGAAAUUUAAAAUAAAAACAGUAUUUUUAAAAUCACAUAAAUUGAUUUGUAUUGCAGUAGUAAUAAUAAUAUCAUGUAGAAUAAAAUAAUUUUAUUAUAAUUCCGUAACAGAUAUCCUUUCAGUGCAGCUAACGCAUUGGACGUAUCAUAGAGAAACACAGUUCACAGGCCACUAACGCACCGGUUAGUUAAUAAAUUCAAUUAAUUAAGAUGGGCAGAGAGGUGAUGGAGAGGGGUGGAGAGAAAUAGGAUAUAGAAUAAAAAAACAAAACCCGGGCCUAUGGACGUACCGUUGCAAAAAGUGUCUGGACAGUGGACAGUGAAAGGGUUAGAUUCAUAUAUUGUACUAAUCAGUAUAGUCCUUAUAUUUUAAAAUGUGUUUAAAGUAAACGAAAUAAAAAUGUUUUUAAUGUUGUUACGUUCGAUGAAAAUUAAAUUAGUUUAUUUUACUGACCUUCCGGUAAAAAUUCCUCAUGUAAGUUCAGUUGGCCUUAAUAAAUAAUUCAAUGAAAUCCUUUUUUUUUUUUUAAUUUUUUCGUGUAACUUACUUUUUAAUCGCUUUAUCUUUCGAAACAUUAAACAAACUUAUAUCUAAAUACAUUCCUCGUUACGCUCAGAAACUAAAAAAAACUGCAGACAUUUUAUAAUAUAUUUUACUAAAUAACAGUAUAACGUCUAAAUAAUACAUAACGUAUAGCUCUACGAAGUAAAGUUAGUUUCAAUAAUAACACGAACAUAAUUUUUUACUAGAAAUAAUCGUGUGUAAAUUAUUAAUUUAACACAAAUAUCCUCUGUAUCGAAAUACUUUAUAUUAUUCGAGUUACGGUGAAGUGUAUUAGUUUCAUGAAGACAUGGGAAGUUUAAUUAAAUUCCUAGUGGAUUCUUUUCGGUGAGCUAUUAUUUUUACAACGAUGUAUUUUUUUUUUUUUACUCGGGAUGCCCUUUUCGGGACAAUAAACAUUUUUGAGUGCUUACAUAUUAAUUAAUAAUAUAUGCUAACAUAACACAUGAGUAUGUGACCGUUUGGAUAAGUAAUUAAAUACGGAUACGUCACUUGAGAAAAGGUCAAAUAUUUCCCCAGUUAUAUGAGCCGUGAAAAUGAAGAAAAACCGAAAAAUCGACCAUUAUACCGACCUAGUCUUUUAAUAUUAUUAUUUUCAGCUCUACUCAAAUUAUUAUCAUUAUUAUUAUUAUUUUUUUUUUAAACGUAAUAACCAUCGUGUUUUUAAAAAUAUAAAUAUCAAACGUUUCAAUUAUUAUGUACGUACCAGGGUGAAUAUUAAUAAGUAUUAAUAAGGCUAACAACAAUAUAAUAUUUUUGUCUAGAAUUAUUAUUAUUUUAAUGAAAUUUAUAGUAUAGUUUAUUGGUAUUACAUUACAUGGAAUUUUAAUGCGAGAUUAUUAUACUCGUUCAAUAUAAAUAUCCGUGGGUGCUCACCGAAUCGCAUUUUAUCGAGAGCACUUAAAAAUUCCAAAAAAUCUCUUGUAAAAACUUUAAAGAAUCGAGCUUCAUUCGCGAUAAUGUUGUUUUUUUUUUUUUUUAAAUUUACUACCUCAUAAUACUAUAUUAUAAUAUUGAUCAUUUAUUAUCAUUUAUUUUAAAUCUACCGUGGAAAUGGUUAUAAGGCAAUGUACAUCUACAUCACCUGCUCUGUAUUAUUUUUUCUUUUAGAAAUAAUUCAAACGGUGUCUAUUAUUAUGUAAACCAAGAAUUAUUGGUUCAGUCGUAACGCGUCAAAUUUUCAUUUCAAAUUAUCAUAUAUUCAUAAAAUAUUCAUAGGCAUUUGACUUUUGUUUUUUAGUUUUUAUUUGGUUUUAUGUGGAUAAAAUUGUUUGACUGAACACAAAUGUUUGAAAAUUCAAACACGAUAUUCAUUAUUUAGUUACACUUAGUGGUUAAAAGAAAAGUUGAUCGUAAUGUAAUAAUUUUAUUUAUAAGCGUUUUAAGUUCACAAUUUGAUGAAAAUCGUAAAAAUGACGGCAUUUCGAAACAUGUUUAAUCGUAUUUCGACAACAAUGAUUUAUCGUUGCGUAUACAGAUAAUAAUUAAACAGCUAUAUGUAUCCUAGAUUCCAGCAUUCCACCUAAAACAGUGGCACACAGCAGUAGCAGCAUCAGCUGUAUCAGUUAUUAUUUUGUGUAUAUACAUAAAAUUGCCAUACAAACAUUUUUUUGAACUUAUUUUUAUACAAUUAUAUAACCAUUAAACAAAUAACAAAUAUUUUUUUUUAUUUUAUAAACAUUAUGAAAUAUCGAGUAGGUAUCUUAUGUAAAACGAAUCAUACUACAUAGGCAUGUAAACUGGUAUUAAAAUAUACUUAUACGGUUUAUCCUUUUUCAAUGAUUUCCUCAUGAAUAAUUCAUCUCCGCUAUGGACCAUUUAUAUUCUGUUUACACAUUUGCUAUUUGUGUUUUUGUAUUAAAGCUUUUUGUAUGUUUUAGUCGUAUUUAUACCGAUUAAAUAGUAUUCGCAUGAAGGUGAUAAUAUCAUUAAAAUUAAGUACCUAAGUAGUGCAUAAUAUGUAUAAUGUGUAUACAAAAGAGCAAUUAAGCAUAUUUUUUAAAGGCUUAAGUAAUAAUAGGAAAACAAAUUAAACAAUACAUUUUAAUAACAACGAUAAGUUCAGUGAACUGUAGUCAAAACAAUUUUUACAAAAUAUUAUCAAAGUAUAAAAUAUUUUAAUUGUACCUACUUAUAUUAUGAAAUCAUCUAAAUAUAAGAAAUUCGUUCUAUUAAAUAUACAAUAAUCAAUUAUGUUAGUUAUUUUAUAUUUUUUAGUACCUAUAGUAUUAAAACUAUAAUAAUAAUGUACAAAAUCCCAACCAUUUAUGUUUAUGUAAAUCAAAUGACGAACAAAUUGUAUUAUUAUUUAAAUUUUCGUUCGGAUGGAUAAAGAGUAAAAAAUAAUUUGAAAAUAAAGAAGUCGAUAUUAUUGCUUUUCUGUUUUCCGUGAAAAAAAAAAACAAAACGUAUGUAAUAAUAAUUUAUUAUAACGGACUGCAAUGAGUACGGUUUAAAAAAAAUAAUAAUGCAAUUUGAUAAAAACAAAUUUAUUUAUUUUUUCGUUAUGGUUUUAUGUAUUCGGAAUGCUUACAAAACAUAUAUAUUUUGUUCAUUAUUAUUAAAACCAAAAACAAAAAAAAAAAAAAAAUAAUAAUAAUAAUAUAAAAAAGUAAGUAGUUUAAUAAUGAAACCACAGUGUCGGUGUAGAAUAGUAAAACAGACGAUUUCAUUUUGAAUUCUUUUCUUGGUGAGAUUUCAAUAGCUUAAAUAAUAUAUAUUAUAAUAUCGAUGUGUUUAUUUUCAGUCACAAUAAUAUAAACUUCAAUAAACCGCGCUGAGUUACACGGAAGGAAUAUUGAUGUCUCAUCCGUAUUUGCUUUUUCGUAACGAAUCAAUCAAUACGUAAAAACAUAAUAAACCUUACUUGGGGCGGAUUUUUUUCUUCCUAAAAGAUUAUAAUAUUUGAUGUAUCAUUACAGAUUGAAUAUUCACUUAUUGGUAGGCACUUGCAUUUCAAAUCGUCCGAUAAAACUGUACGAUGUACCUAGUUAUAUAUUCAAAUUGGAAAAUUAAAAUAAGGACUGCGAGACUUGAAAAAAUGAUCGUCCUUUGUAGUUAUUGAAUUGACUCUGACCCGUGCCUAACCUAACCAAUAAUAAUACGCCCGCAGGUUACGUGUUUGUGUACAUUGGCAUUUAUUUAUUUCGUGUAUAACACCGUUAAUGAUAUUUAAAUAUCAAAGUAUGAAAAACAAAAUUUACAUUUAUAAUAUUGAAUGUAUCCGAGCUGAUAAUACUUACAUAAUUGUUGAAAAUAUUAUUAUUUGUAAAAAAGAUGCGUACCGUCUUUAUUUGCCAUAAUAGAAAUAAUUACUAAGGGAACACUAAAAAAAAAAAGAAAGGAACUCUAUUCCUGCUCCAAUUCAAACACGCUGUAUCAUAAACAAAAAAAAAAAAAAAACCAAACAAACAAACAAACUUCUGUAGACAAACAGCAUUUUUUUUUUUAUUUACACGCAAUUUAACCUAAAAUUAACAAAAUAUGUUUUUCGUGAGUUUUAUCUCGUAAAUUUUUAAAACAUGUAUUAACAAUGCGGACGUGCUGCUAAAAGAAUCCGAGAAAUUCGAGUUCACACGUGAGUUAACCGUAACAAUAAAUUUACACGUGUGAAUAGUUAUAAUAAAACGAAAAGGUACUACUUGUGAAUAUAAUACACGUGCUAUAAAAAAAAGUCAUGAAUAUGUAGGUAUUUAAAUAAUUUAUUAUGUAGAUACCUAUUAUGCCGGUACAAUAUGAAAUCAUAAUAAUUCCAAAAAUGGAUCAAAAUCUUAAUAACAAAAAAAAAAAAAAACAAUCAAACGAAUAAAUCAAAUUCUUUAGUCUUUUUCUAUGUUUUGUGAGAAAUAGAUGUUCGAUAAUUUGGAUAAUAUAAAUUAGUGAUAUAAUAAUAAUGAACUUGUACUUUAUAGUCAGUGAGACAAAAAAAAAAAAAAAAAUAUUAAAAUGAUUUUCUUAAAUAAUACACAGAAAAAAGACUAAAGAAAUUAAAUUAUUUAAAAAAAAACAAAUAAUAGUUGAAUUGCUGGCAAUACUUUUUAUCGUGCAGCUUAUUGGUCUACAUUUAUGGAAAUUUCAAUCGCCUAAGAAUCCACUUUACUGUUUCCAUAAUAGUUAAGAAUUCAGAUUAUGAUAUUGCCAUAUGUUUUAACAAUUAGAACCAGUGAUUUCCUAUGGGAGGCUAAGAGGUUUCAGUUCACCGCCCAUUGAUCACAUUAAAAUACAAAAAUAAUAAUAUGAAUUAUGCAUCAUUGGGAACUAUUACUAUUCAUAAAAUAAUCUCAUUAGGAAAACAAUAUUUUUAUAUUUGCAUUAUACUAACGGAACUAAGUACAAUAAAAUUAAUAAAUGUAUAGGUACUAUUAAAUGAUGUAGGCACUUAUUGUAAAUUAACGUUAAAAAAAAAAUUGUGCGUAGGUAAUAGAUUCAAACAUAUUUUGCCCUUUAUUAUAGAUUCUCGAUAAACGAUUUACACCCUAAGAUUUCGUUCAAGGAUUUUCGAUGAUUGAUGAAUAUUGAACUAUGUAAAAUCAUUAUAUUGCCAUUAUUAUAAUAUUUCGCCUAGCUUUUCUGAAACUGCAGACGUUCUUGCGGCGACAGUGAAAUGCCAUUUUACUUUUUAUCCCAAUAAUGUCUAUGAUUUAAAUACGGUACAAUGGCGGUGAUCAUGCUUGAAUAGAAUUUCGAGUAGUUAGAGUUGACUGAGAUAUUAUACUUUUUUAUAAUAUAGAAUGCAUACAUACACACGCACACACAGAUGCCAUUAUCGAAUUGAAAUUUAAUGGUAUUAUUUACUAUACAGAGUAUAUUAUACAGUGGUGUAUGUAAAGCUUAAAGUAGCAUUUGACAACUCUUUCAUAUUUUUUUCCAAGUUAUUUGCAAAUUUCAAAGUUGCUACUUGUAGAUUAAGUUAAUACAGACUCUUGUUUUAAGUAAGUACGUUGGUGGAUAAGGGGUUCAAUUUAAUAUAUUUAAGCUGCCAAAGGUAUAAAAUAAGUCGUUUUUCUUUCUUUGAACAUCCCUUUUGGGAAGUCUUAUAAUGCAUAAAAAAAUAUAUUUGUGAACUCAACUACCUAAUAAUCGUUAAAUAUAAAACAAAUUUUUUUCCUUUUUCAGAAUUAAUGAAGUGGUGUGGCCUUAAGGCAUCUGCCACUAUGUCACUACAGUGGGUUUUAUUAUUGGCAUUAGUUACGACUUUAAUUGCAGCCGAAAAGAGUGAUGACGAUGAAACUGAAAAUGAUCUGCUUAGUAGAUGGUUGGACAAUAGUGGAAGGGGAUUUGGUACAUGGAGAUCACCUCCAGAAGAUGAAGACGAAGAACUUGAAUACCCAGGAAACAUAUUUAAACACGGUAAGUACAUUUUUCAACGUGGACUUGUUAAAGUAAAUAAGUACUCAAUAUAAAUAUGUUCUAUUGAUCGUCAGAUAUAGAUUAAACUAAAUUGAGUUGUUUCGAUGUACGUUUUUCAUAAUAUUUAUAGCGAACUGUUCGUAUAUUUUAUUAUUCUAUUUUCUGGUGCAUAUAUUCAAUAAUACAUACAAAUAUACAAAGGAAUAAAGUUUCGUGAAUUUUAAAAUAGGUAAAAACUGUGAAACUGUGGCUUUAAAGAAUGUGUAUGCAAUUAAUACAAUUAGGUAGGACACAUUAUUACAGGCAAUGUGGAAUAUCGGACAUAGUGUAUUUUUCUCGGGUGAUGUGAACUGUAAACAGAACAAUUUAUUUUAAUGUAAAAUGUGUGACUAAAAAAUGAUUAAGGUUUACUGUUGGAAUUAUUAUUUUUUUUAAAUUGUUUUAUUGUUAAUUUAAGGUAAAAUACUUUAUAUAUAUUUGUCAACAUUUUUCAAAAAUACUUUUUGCCAUAUGAAAUAAAAAAAAAAAUAAAAAAUAUACUAUCAAAUAUAUUUAUGAUUUCCAUUAAAACAAAUUCAAUUUCUAUUUCAAAAUUUCCUAGCAAAGAUCCUAAAGAAGCAUAAUCCGUUUUCAUAAUUGUCAGUAAAGUAUUAUUCCACAUAGUUUUGUCUGGCUUUUAUUAUGUAUGAAUUAAUAGAUUUAAAUAUUAAUAUAUUACUUAAAAGAGAGGAGAAAUAUAAAUAUAUUAUAUACUAAUUACAUUUGUGUUUUGUUCUGUUAAACGCACUGUAUAAACACCCUAGAUUAAUGUAUUUUAUUAAAAUUGUAGUACCUAUUAUUAUUUUCCGAUAUCAAAUUUAUAACUUAAUAAAUUGUUAAUAAAAAUGAUCUAUCCGAUCGAUUGUGAAUUGUGUGUCGUCUUAUUGAGUUCACAUGUUUUUCGUUACAUAAUUUCCCAAUAUUGUUAUGUUAUAUGUAUCAUACGUGUAGUAUCUAUAAAACGCUAUUUGUUUUAUAUUUUAUAGAUAUUUAAUUAUUAUUAUUUUUAUAAAUGAAACCGAUAAAAAUAAUGAAGCGAAAAAAUCAUACAGAAUUUGUUUUAAUUAAAUUAUAAACGUGAUUGAUAAUUAUAAUACGAUUUUUGUUCCCUUUGAAAUAUCUAAUGUAAUAAUAAAAACCCAUAUCAAUAAAAUAUUAAACAUAUUAACACUUUUCAUGUUAAAAUAAAUUGUUUUAUUUACAAUUCACAUUAAUCGUCCAGUACAAUUUGCCCGAUAUUCCACGUUGUUCGUGAUAGGUAAUAAUUUUAAUUUGGAUUUAAACACUAGUAUUGUAACGAUCAUUUUGAAAUAACUCGGUAUUAUAUUAAAAUUUCAGUAAAUGAUAUACAUAACAGUGAUUAUUAAUUUUAUAAUAUUUGUAAUUGGUUUAAAAUAAAUUAGUUGUAUAAUAAGUUUAAUAAGUCUAAUUGUUACGUUGAAAAAAUGAGAUGGUGUGUAUAACGAACAUACCAUGUAUAAAAAGAUUUCUAAUAAAUGUACGAUGUAUUGUAAAAUUUUUCAAUUUUAAGUGCUUGGGUUUAGAAAGUAAAAUAUUUCAUUUUUUUACCGAGCAAAAAUAUUAUAGUUUGUCAAUUUGUUUCUAUUUUUAAUUCGCGUAAUGUGUAAUGUGUAACAUUAUAAAUGCAUAACAUGUAUUAGAUUAUUACACAUUUUGGACACUAUUACAAUAAAAUGUUAAAAUAGGAAUAAACGAAUGCAAUUAAAAAUAUCUAUGUAUUUUGGGUUUACAAAAAAUAUUCAAAUGCCAUUAAAAUUUGUUACGUAGUUAACUCAUAAAAAUAUUAAACAUACGGAAUAUUUUUUACUGAAUUUAUUUAUAAAUAAUAGUGAUUUUUAAUGGAAAUUCACCUAUAUUGUUCGUUCAUCUAAAUAUUAAUUAUCUCAAAUAUAUUAGGUUUAUAACUUCAUAUUUUCUUAUAAAAUUAUAGUUUUUAUAUUUAUAAGCAGGUACCUAUAAAUUGUAUUAAAAAAAACACUUAGAAUUCAUUUAUCAAAUAAUCUUUGUGACCGUUCACAUCAAUCACAAGGUUUUAUCAUUAUUAUUAUUUUUUUUUCAAUAUAAACUUUUUAAAGUAACUAUAUAGGUACAACUAUUUUUAAUGAAUUCUUAUUCGUUCUCUUUCAACGUGUCAACGUUUGAAAGGUCUGUUCAUUAUACUUAUAUAAUAAAAUGUUAUAUACAAAUAAGUAUGUUAUUGGAAAUAUUUUGUUCAUUAUUAUAUAUUUUUUUUCGACCAAUGUUGUCUAGUUUAACAGGUCAUAUACCUUACUUACAGUAAUUCUAGGUGACUCAAUGGCAACUUUAAGAUAUCAGGUAUUAACUAUAUCUUAGGAAACUAUUGUGUUAGUCCCAAAGUUUCAUUAGUCGACCAUUUUAUUUGAGAAACUAUUUCUUAAGUCAACGAUAUCUUCCAAAAGUUUCAAUUUAUAUAGUGUUACAAUUUGUGAUAAAAUUAAAAUUUUCGAUGUGAUGGCGAAGAUGGUAAGCCGGAAUGGUUAGUGAUAGGGAUUUUUUCUCUAGAAUGGGGGAACUCGAAAAAUAUAUUAAAUAUGUUUUCAUUCGCUAACACAUUAAAUGCAAUGUAUUAAUUUAAAUUUCACAAUAAAUUAUAUGUAGUAAUUUAUAGUCUCUCAUAAUAUUACAAUAAAUGAAAAUAGUUCGUUUUUAGACAGCGUGUAGAGUUACGUAGGUACGUAAUAAAUUGUAUAAAUACCGAAGGAAAUGAUCGAAAUAUUUUUUUGUUAUUGUUGAUAUUAUAAUUAAAUAAGCUGAUUACGACGUGUUACAGAGAACAGGAAACGAGCACUUUCAUUUUUGACACACUGGAGACCAUGGAAUCAGCUGAGUGGCAAUGGCAGACACGUAAUCCGAUCACCGUUCAGUUCGUUUUUCCCGGCCGCGAAUGCACCGGAAAAGGGCAUAAGCAGGCCAGUAGGACAACCACUCAGAUGGGGACGUCGUAGACGUCGAUAGGCUUUUACAAAUUAUUAAUCGACUAUAAAAUAUGUUUAAUCAAUAUUAUAAUAAUAAUAUUAUGCAAUUAAUAUAUUAAAAUAUACAUUUUUCUUUGUUCGGUAUGUUAAAUAGCGUAUUUUGUUAUGUUUUUUUUUUCGGUCUUCGAGCAAUUAUUGUAAUUCGACUUUCCAUUUCCCGAAUACCAAUAAAAUAGAUUACUUACAUAUUAUUUAAAAACCUAUCUAAAUAUCUUACUCAUAUUUUCGGUUAAUCAUCUGUUGUGCAUUUUUAGUAAUAUAUUAUAAUAUUUAUUAAUGGC